AUGUCAGAGAAGAAAGAAUGCCCCUCGUAUCCGGUCCGGGGCUUGAUAAUAUCCGGAGACCCUAUUCCCACAGCGGCGACACCGGGCUGUGGUGAAUCGAAUGCGACUGGCGUCCGGACUAGUCAGGUGGUAGCACCAGGCUUGACUACUCCGCGAGCUUCUGGAGCAACAACAACAACAACAACCGCAAGUAGCCGGCCCAAGCUGGCUGCUUGUAAACCAAAACCGCCCACUAAGCCUUCGGGUGUGGGUAAAGGUCCCAGCGGUGAGGUACCUCUGCCUGUCGUGGCGAGUACCUCUGCAGCCGCAAAAGCAGCCCUUGCUGAUUCAAAGUCAGCUCAAUCCCUAUCUUCGGGUGACAACAAGGUCUCCCAAGUGCCCUGUGCGAAUGUGGAAUCGUCGACCCCGAUGUCGGAUUCCUCUGCUGCACCUCCCCCUACAUUGGAAAAGUCGUCGAACUCGUUGUCGGGCUCUUCCAAUGUAUCCCUAGAGUCUUCCCCCAGGCACAAAACACCUUCCAGAAGGGCUUUUGUUCAUCGGCGGGCCGCCGAGCGCAUCGUUGAGCGUCAUGUCGCCAAACCCAACGAUGCUUUAACGAGAGAUGAGAAAUCGUCCCUCGAUUGGGCGAAAAGCCUCCUGGCUAGGCUAAAGGGCUCCGAUCCUCCAGCUGAGGCAGAAGUGGUUAGACCUGCUGCCGAGGCGCCUAAACGGCAACGAUCUGAGGAGGAGACCCUUACUUCUAUGCCAAACGACCAGCCGACUAAACGUCAAAAACAGGCGCAAACCAUUGUCAUCAAUAGACCUUUCAGUGAGGUGGCUAGAAACCCACUGGUAAGGGCUAUUGUUGACCAAAGCAACAGCGACGGAGCCAUCUCCCAGGAAAAUGGGGGACUAUCCGUCAGAAGAUGCUAG
Molecule: messenger RNA, 912 nt
Organism: Lucilia sericata (common green bottle fly)
Lineage: Eukaryota; Metazoa; Arthropoda; Insecta; Diptera; Calliphoridae
Exons: 1
Coding region: 1-912 (303 amino acids)
Source: RefSeq, a predicted model, not a curated record